Molecule: messenger RNA, 4821 nt
Organism: Eubalaena glacialis (North Atlantic right whale)
Lineage: Eukaryota; Metazoa; Chordata; Mammalia; Artiodactyla; Balaenidae
Product: chondroitin sulfate proteoglycan 4-like
Exons: 5
Coding region: 66-1973 (635 amino acids)
Source: RefSeq, a predicted model, not a curated record
AAUCUCAGCGUUCUUCAUAUGAAAUUUGGUUCCAAGUUACAUCUCUUCCUCACCAUGGAACUAUUAUGAUUGGAGAGAGAAAUAUUACCAAAAGCAAACCCAAUUUCUCUCAGUAUGUAAUUAAUAAACUUGGAAUCACAUACCUUCACUAUGACUCUGAAUCACUAGCUGAUAAUUUUACCUUCGCUGUUUGGCCCAACCAAAAGAACAAGUCCACCACUAAGCCAGAGGCUGACUUUCUUGAAGAGAUGUUUAACAUCACUGUCACUCCUAUAAAUGACCAGGCACCAGAAUUAAAGACAAAAGGGCUUCGGUUGAAAGUUCUGCAGGGCAAUAGGUUGGUUUUAGGACCUGAAAACCUAAAAGUGGAAGAUCCAGACAGUCCUCCAGAGGAGGUCAGAUAUAUGAUCAUCCGUAAUCCUAAUAAUGGCUUUUUGGCAAUGGGUCACCGUCCACACAUACCUGUUCACCAUUUCACACAAGCCGACAUUGAUAACUCUCAGGUGUGGUUCAUACAAGAUGGAAGCCCAUUCUCCAGAGUGUUUUACUUCAGUGUGACCGAUGGCCAACACCGCCCACUCUACAAGCUCUUCCACCUGGAUGUCAUCCCCAUCUCCAUCACCCUUGUGAACCUCACUGACCUACUUCUCCCACAGGGCCAGACAACCAUUCCCAUCACCAGUGCUUACCUGUCAGCAGUGACCAAUGGGAGGAGCCCCCAAAUCACUUACAAGAUAACAUGGCCCCUCCAACAUGGGUAUCUGCUCGUUGAAAACCAGGUGGUCAUCAGCUUUGGACAAGAGGAUCUGAAUUCAGGAAAGCUCUCUUACCACAUGACAAACCUCACUGCCUCAGAGGACCAGCUACGGUUCUCACUGUUUACAUCAGAAAGCAACCUGACAGGAGAAACACUGUGCAUCAGGGUGCAGCCUUUACUGCAGGUUAUGUCAAAUCUGACAAUUGCCAACAGAGUGGCCCAUCAGCUGAGAAGAAAGGACCUUGAUGCUACUGAGCUUGCUAAUAGGACUAACAGUGAUCCCAAAUUUGAAGUGACAGAACCCCCCGUCCAUGGCAGACUUGUUCGAAGAGUGGCCCGGGGCACUGCAAUGGAAGACACGACUCUGUUCACUCAGAAGGAUGUUGACCAAGGACUGUUGAUGCUCGAGCCACAUGCCAAUCUAACCGGCACCGAUAGGCUGAAUGACUCCUUCACGUUCCUGCUCAGGGCAGCCCACGUACAGCCAGCGACAGGUUGUCUCCCCUUCACCAAAGUGCCACCUGACCCCUUUCUUUUGCAGACUUUUACCCCUGAUGUUUUUUCUUUAGUAGUCACUGCAGAUAACCUUGUGACUUCAGGUCUCUCUCAGGAAAAGCUUGUGGUUUCCUCAGGACCUACAGCACAGACAGGAACUCUGGGGAAGCUGACCCAGACCAGAUGGAAGGAAGCAGAUCCCUGGGGACGACACAGUGGUGAAGAGCCCACUCUGGAUGUCAAGGCCUCUCCCACCAGAGUCAUUUGGCCACCAGAUGCCACCAAAGCCAGCCCUGGGGCACCCACCCAGCCCAGGGAGGGCAGUCUCCUUCUGAUAAUCAUCAUACCAUUGGCAGUGGUGGUCUUCCUGCUAAUAGUAACUGCAGUGGCCUUGUGUGUCUGGCUGCUGGGCCAGAAGACAGAAAAGGCAAAACCUCUUAUUAAGCCCCAGAUCAACCUAGAACCCACACCCCCAGGUCCUAGGCCGGAAAGGAGCAUAGCUGUUCCCACUGUCACAGUGACGGCUCUUCUAAAAAGCUCCAACAGUCCUCCGGUCAGUCUUUUCAGGGCCCCACAAUGUGAGCACAUGCAAAAAUCUCCAGUCAUUGAGCCAGUGGAAAAAUGUGCUCCUUGGGAGACAUGGGUGAAUCUGGAUCCUGACAUGGUCAAGCUCUGCCAACAAACCAACCCAACAUUGAAGCACAACCAGUACUGGGUGUAGACUGAGGGUGCUUGUUCCUUACUGACCACCUGCUGUGUGUCAGGUACUGGGAUACAAAGACAAAGAAAUGCUGGUUGGAUCAACUGAGAAAAGCCCAGCCCUGCCAUCCCUUGGUGUUCUGUUGUAGCUCCAUAGUUAGGUGUCGGCAGGUGUUUACUGUAACUUUUGUACAACACUCAUGUCAUGGGCUGCCCACAAUGAGCUUUGUGUAGCCUCUGCUGGACCUGAUGCUCUGCGUGUACGUAAGAUUUUGCCACUAUUUAAACCCUUUACCAAGGUGUGACAGAACAUGCUGGCCUGACUGCAGAUUAACAUGGGAGCUAGAGUUAGUGGAGGAAGGCUUUGACUGUUUUUCACUGAGGAUUCACUCUGAGUGAUUCAACGAGGAAGUACAAGAGCUGUUUCUGCAAGUAGGAGAGGUGGAGCACAUCAGGAGAAAAAGAAAAAAAGGGGGGUAGGAUAUUUACAAAGGUUGCUUUUCUCUCCCAACCCAAUUUUAACUGUUCUUUGUGGAAACAGAUUUCACAGUCCACAGAAUAAAUGGAAGCAUAGCAUAUGUGGGCCUAGAGACAACUACCCUUGUCUUAGAUCCUUGGAUGUAAUGCCACAGACAACUGUUGCCACCAUCCCUGGCCGUGGACAACUGUUGCUGAAGAAGACUUCUCUACUCCUCUUCCAAAAGUGAUUCCCUCCUGCAUUUCUGGAUUCCUCAAUUUUAUAUAGCCCCCUCAAGUGUUUUUUGUAUUUGAUCGCUUUAGAAAGGAGGAGGAAUGAGAGUCUUAACCCAAGGUUGGCUUGAUCACUGUGCAACUCAGAACUGUUCUUAGGCCUGUUCUAAGCAGUUGGGCACUCAGAAGAAGCAGAAUGGCAGUGCUUGAGUUUAUACACAGAGAGAGAAGGCUGAGGAGCAUCUUUGCAUCCGGGGCCCUGUCUGACCACUCCAAUUAGAUGACCGUAAUCACUGCAAUGGAUAUAUGUCCUUCUUUCUGGCCACCGAGCAUUGGAACGUCCUUCCUAUGUCUGGGAAAUCUCCCAUUUUACGAAGUAGAGCCCCCUCCAGGGACGGAAGCUGAAAUGUCAGAUGAGGACACUGAAGUAUGGAGGAGCAGAGGGUUUGCCCAGCUAACCAGUGGCAGAAAUGGCUCUGGAACACUGUACCUGGACUGGCCCUCAAGGGCUCUUUCUACUGCUCUGCUCUUCCAUUUUGAGAUUUCACGAAACAUUUCCAGUAUGAUGAAUGUGCUCGAGACAGUUGGUGCACAGUGGUUAUUCCAUGUGUUCCUCUAACACUCCCCAGAUUCCUUUGAAGUUAGGUUGGAAUCACGUGACCAUCUGGCUUGAACUAUGAGUAGAAGUGGAGUAUGAGCCUCAUCCAGGCUAGUGAGGUCAGGUCAGUGUUCCUUCUCCAUCCUUCAUGUGCUCUGCAAAGGAGAACUUGGAGAUCAGGUGGAACAUUCACCAAAGCUACAAGACAGAGGACGGCUUCCCAACUAACGUGAGACUUUACCUGAGCAUGAAAUAAACCACUGCUCUCUGAAGCCACUGAUAUUUCAAAAGUUUGAGCUUUGAGACAGCUAGAAUCCACUACCGAGUCAAUGCGCUUCUACUUCUGGGCCAGUUUGCCAGAACAAGACAUAAGGAGCAAGGUUUGGCAACAGCAGCCUAUCUUUUGGGAGAAGUCAAUAGGAAUGUGAUCCUCAUCAUUUGGACACCUGUUGCUCAACUCAGACGCAGAAGGUCUGAGAGAAGGCAGGAGCUUCAAGGUUGAGAAAAGAAGACUAGUUGCUACUUGAGUGCACCUUCCUACUCCAGGAAAUCAAAUUUCCAUGGAUGUAGAGAAGGCUGAGUUAGGCAGCUCUGGUGUGUUCUUCUUCAGUUCUCUUUCUACAACUAGGGAUGGGUUGUGGCCACAUUACAUUUUCAGCCUGAGCCCAGCUGCAUCCCCUCUCACAAGUGCACUAGGAACUGGUAGGAGGAACUGAGCCAAUGAGACUUCUCUAUGAAACCUCUUCUCCAGACCCCACUUCAUGCCCCCACCUGCAGUGGGCCUCUCAGGACCUGGCUCUGAACUGAGAACUCAUACCCUUUUCCCCUGGUGGGCACAGCUGUGACUCCAAAUGAACGCUUGAAAUAAGACAGAGGAAAGGCAGGACAUCCUCCCUGCUGGGCAGUUGGUUUCGUGGCUAUAACUGGGUGACUUUUGGCUGUAGGACCUCAAAUUAAAACAUGGAUUGCUGACUCCAAUGUUGAAUUCUGGCCAGCUGGCCUUGUAGAUUUUUGCAUUCCUGCCACUGAGCCUAGCACAUCCACAGUGGUGAGGUCCAUUGAUGGAGAGCUAGGUUGCCUGUGCCUUUCUCCCUCCACAGAUGGCAUCUUAUUUCAGAGUGACUCCCCCAUGGAUGAUCACGGACACACACAUCCCAGUGUCAACAGGUGCAAGGCCAGACUUUCAUAUCUUCAUCUCACCUAGCUUUAGAUAAGGCUGACUACUUAAGGUCAUGGUUAGUGGUUUCACUGCAUGCAGACUCUUCAGAGAACAGGACGUGAUACAGCUGGAAGGGGAUUCUGUGGUGGUUGAUCAUAUAGAUUACAUGAGAAAUUCCAAUAACUGGGCUGACCUCUUCCAUUUUUCACUAAUAAUGACACAGUCUUCACUUGGUUCUAGUAGAUGUAAUAAUUAGCUAAUAAAUAAUUAGCAAAUCCAGCAAAUGCCCAGCAUUUUAUGUAUAAAACCAAGGAAUUAUUGUCACAAAUACCUUGUUAUUUUCCUGACAUUUGUCUUUUUGAAAAAUCUAAUAUGUUUUAAUCAUAAAGAUUAAAGCAAUACAAUAGAAAGAGAAGGUCAUUU